AUGGGUCGCGCACCCAAGCGCGGUCCAGAGCACUCAGCGAUAUUAUUCUUCGACUGUACAAUCGACAAGUGUAAACAAAGCGAUAUUAGAUAUAUCGGUUCAAUUACCACCAAUAUGAAAAAAGCCAGCACGAGGACGGUAAACAGUGACGUCACGAAGCGUCACAGAGAACCGAUAAAAAGUCGAUUUUAUCCGCAUAAGUUCGGCCAGCUGACUGCGUCCCCCGCGGUACGCACUGAAAAAUCCACGGCGAGAUUUCAGCGCGAGCGAGACAGGUACAGGCGUGUGGCGAGCGCGCGCGAGCGAGACGAGAGCAGCGCUACGCGACGGCGCGGUGGGCGGUCGCCGGCGGAUGAUCUUCUGUGCACUGCUGACUGA
This is a messenger RNA of Leptosia nina, 378 nucleotides long. Lineage: Eukaryota; Metazoa; Arthropoda; Insecta; Lepidoptera; Pieridae. The record is from the annotation of a GenBank genome assembly.